AUGGCGGACCCAGCCGCGGGCUGGUGGAAGCUCACCUUCCUCCGGAAGAGGAGGUCCCAGCCUAAGGUUCUGUACGAGAUCCCAGGGGAAUACGCCUCCAACUCCAACAGCCCAACCUACACUUCCCCUUCCACCGCCUCCACCGCCAGUCAGCCGGCCACAGCAGCAGCAGACGGGGCCCAGGACUCUGAGCUGAACGCCAGGCUAGAGAGGAUCGUAGACAAGACCACCACGGCCACCAGGGGGCGCCACGUCAAGGUGUCGCACUCUGGGAGGUUCAAGGAGAAGAGGAGGCCGAGGGCCUCGUUGGGCAGGGACACAGAGGGGUCAACAACCACCUGCCUCAACCUGGCGGAGAUGGUCGACAAAGCCUCCAAAAGAUCGGUAGUUGAUCGUGACAUGCAGAAGUCUGUGUCUAACUGUCCUUAG
This is a messenger RNA of Gadus chalcogrammus (walleye pollock), 429 nucleotides long. RefSeq names its product proline-rich protein 15-like protein A. Bases 1 to 429 code for a protein of 142 amino acids. The transcript is spliced from 2 exons. NCBI's taxonomy places the organism in Eukaryota, Metazoa, Chordata, Actinopteri, Gadiformes, Gadidae. The record is from RefSeq and is a predicted model, not a curated record.